Molecule: messenger RNA, 417 nt
Organism: Cordyceps militaris CM01
Lineage: Eukaryota; Fungi; Ascomycota; Sordariomycetes; Hypocreales; Cordycipitaceae
Exons: 2
Coding region: 1-417 (138 amino acids)
Source: RefSeq, a predicted model, not a curated record
AUGGCGUCGAUCGUGAUCAACUUCAAGAAUGAUGAGAUGCUCGAUACGAUCUAUCACAAGGCAGUGAGGCUGAGGCUUGUGGAGCAUGGAACCAAAGAUCCACCUGUUGAACAUAAUACGCCAAGGCGGGUGGCUAUUGUUGUCAAGAAGCUUCAAGAGAACGGUUUGCGGUUUGUUCUGUGGAGAGAAGACAACUUGGAUGCCGCCACUCCGGAUGACGUUGUGGAAGUAGAGACGCAAGGCUUCACCGCCGGCUUUGAUCAUCUCGACAGAGGCGAGACGGACAGAACCGCUGUCUGGGUCAUGACUGGCUAUGGCACUCACAGCAGCUCUGGGCAUAUUCAAAGGCUGAGCGCGACUGUCUCGUACCUAUCUGGCCCCAUCAAGGUGGCUACGGGGAGAGGGACAACUAUUUGA